AUGUUAUCAACUAUAUUGAUAUUCUUAUGUUUUUCAAUAAUAUUCUGGUGGAAGAAACGUAAAGUGAGACACACUAGGCAACCACCUGUGCAUCCCGGUGUUUUACCACUCAUCGGUCACUUACAUUUGAUAAUGGGUAAUUAUAAACGUAUGUGGCGCGUUUUGAAGAAGAUUGCACAUGAAUGUAUCGAAUUGGGCCACGCUACUACAUUACACUUUGGCUCCCGUUGUUAUUAUGUUAUAACAGACCCAGAUGAUUGUUUGACGGUGGCUAACUCGUGUCUACAAAAGGACACUAUUUACGAAUUCUCGAAACCUCUUUUCGGUGAAGGAUUAAUAACAGCUCCCGUGCACAUCUGGAAAGAGCACCGCAAGCUUCUAAACCCUACAUUCAACCUAAAGUUUUUAAAUGGAUUUCUUUACGUUUUCAAUAAACAUGGAAAAGAGUUAGUUCGAGAGAUAGAAAUAGAAUCUAAAUAUGGGCCGUUCAAUCCAGAGCCUUAUUUAAAACAAAACGAAAUGAAAAACAUAUAUAUUACAGCUUUAGGUUUGGAUUUUAGUAAAUACAAAGUGUUUCAAGAAAAAUACGAAAACACGUUAGAAUCCAUAUUAAAAAUUUAUAUCGAAAGGUUGCAAAAAUUCUGGUUACACUAUGAAUUUAUUUGGAACAGAAGCAACCUAAAAAAGAAACACGAUAAAUAUGUAAAAACAUUGCACGAUAUGAUGCACUGGAUUAUUCAAGAAAAGAGACAAAUAAAUAACUGUUAUAUUUCGAAGGAUUGGAGUUUUACACCAUUUGUGGAUAUAUUUUUUGAUUUUAAAAGAAAAACAAGUAAUAUAUUCUCGGAUACUGCCAUUAGAGAUCAUAUGAAUACAUUGAUGGCUGCCGGUCAUGACACUAUUUCGGUGGCCUUGAGUUAUAUUUUCUUGAUGAUUGGUUCGUAUCAAAAUGUACAAGACCGGAUCUACAGAGAGUUACUCGAAGUAUUUGAUAAUAUGGAAAGAGACGUCGAAAAGGAGGAUUUGAUUAAACUUAUAUACUUAGAUGCGGUCAUUAAAGAAACAAUGAGGAUAUAUCCUAUAGUUCCCAUGAUAGGCCGCUACAUCGAUAAAGAUAUAAAACUCAAACACUAUACACUUUUAGCGGGUAAUUCAUGUGCAUUAAUGAUAUACGGAAUACAUCGAAAUCCAAUUUGGGGUUCAGAUGCAGAUCAAUUCAAACCAGACAGGUGGUUGGAUUCAUCAUCUCUGCCACAAAAUUCUUACAGGUUUCUUCCGUUUAGUCUAGGAAAACGAAUUUGUAUAGGAAAGUCAUAUGCCAUGAUGUCGUUGAAAGUCACGUUAGUCUACAUUUUGAGGAACUACCGCAUUGCUGGGGAUCACACUAAAUUGAAAAAUAAGUUGGGUAUUUUGCUGAGACCUGAUUCUGGACAUUUUAUUUCAAUAACUCCCAGGAAGUAG
This is a messenger RNA of Parnassius apollo (apollo), 1461 nucleotides long. The record is from the annotation of a GenBank genome assembly. Lineage: Eukaryota; Metazoa; Arthropoda; Insecta; Lepidoptera; Papilionidae.